AUGACUAAAUUGGUGGAUUCUCUAGUUAAAAGCUCGAAAGAACUUAAACCCAUUACACUUGACCUGAGGAAUAACUUUAAUCCGAUGAUUUCAGAAUCAAGAAUUUUAUCACUCGGAAAUACCCGUAUAUUUAGCCUAAUGGAGGAAUACAUGGAAGAAUACAGAAUUGGUGAAGUAAGGGAUGGAGACAUUUUAGUUUAUGAAGAUUCACUAUUUCUGAUAUAUAGAAGUGUACUGUUCUUUGAGUACAGCUCUGGAGUCAGGUAUGCACAAAUAACAAGUAGUUAUUUAAAUAAGGCGGGUUCAAUCACUAAGGAGGUUGUGGAAAGAAUAAACGAGGCAAAUUACGGAGUAUAUACUGAGCUUAUCAAGGACUUUGUAGUUAUGGAUUUGAAAAAGAAACCACCUCAUUACUUGAUAAAGGAGAGCGGAAAUAAGGUAAGGAAAUUUCAGAUAAAUCGUCUCUUUACACCAAACGUGGUUAUUGGCCCAGUCAAGUAUGGUGAAUACAUUCUGGAUGAUGCAGUAGAGGGUGUGAUUAGUAAAAUUGUUGAAGUAGAAGGAAGUAUUGUUAGGAUAGAAACAUUGUUUAAUGAUGGAUUUGGAAUUAAAACUCUCCACAGAGUUGUAGGAUCUGGAGUUGUGACUCUGUACACAGAAAGGAAUCUGAUAAUUUGA
Theileria equi strain WA is the source of this 678-nucleotide messenger RNA. RefSeq lists its product as hypothetical. The record is from RefSeq and is a predicted model, not a curated record. Lineage: Eukaryota; Apicomplexa; Aconoidasida; Piroplasmida; Theileriidae. The coding region runs from base 1 to 678 and encodes 225 amino acids. The transcript has 2 exons.